Cyclocybe aegerita is the source of this 603-nucleotide messenger RNA. Lineage: Eukaryota; Fungi; Basidiomycota; Agaricomycetes; Agaricales; Hemipholiotaceae. The record is from the annotation of a GenBank genome assembly.
AUGUUAGAGUACUCUAUAUAUCACGUUGAGGAACUUUCCUCUCCCCUGCUUAAUAACCUCGCUGGGUUGUGCGAACGCGCCUUUGGGAACGACCCUAGAUUCAAGCUCCUUGCAAAAUCGAACCCCACUUUUAUCGCGCCUUUCUUUCUCGCCCUGCUCUCUGUAGCCUAUCAAGAAGGCGAAGUAUACGUCGUAGUCCCGCAUGGAUGGGAGCUGCCGGUGUCUGUCGCGGUGUGGUUACCGCCUGGCAAGGCGUUGCGGUCAACAAAUAAACAGCCUUCUUCCAUGUUCGACGAGCUCGUGGAGAAGAUGGGUUUUGGUAGUGCGGAAAGCGUAGAUGUCACCGAAAUAAAGAAGAAUCUCACUGAAAAUUUCUUCCCCGACAACACCGCCUCAUGGUCCCUUAUCCUCGUCGCCACGGACCUGCCGUACCAGGGGAAGGGUAUAGCAUCUGCGCUCAUCAUGCAUCAGGUCGCAAAGCUCAAAGAGAACAAGACCUUUGUGUCUUUGUGCGCAACGAAUGAGCGAAUUUAUCGAUGGCUCGAACGUCUGGCAUUCACUGUUCGAGGGCUAGGAGGGUCCACGGGUGCUUACUCGACAUGA